This is a messenger RNA of Saxophila tyrrhenica, 915 nucleotides long. RefSeq lists its product as uncharacterized. The record is from RefSeq and is a predicted model, not a curated record. NCBI's taxonomy places the organism in Eukaryota, Fungi, Ascomycota, Dothideomycetes, Mycosphaerellales, Extremaceae. The coding region runs from base 1 to 915 and encodes 304 amino acids. The transcript has 3 exons.
AUGCCGAAAGUACAGCUCGCCGCUGUCUCGAGCCUCUGGCCGAACGCCGAGUGGAGGAGCGAGUACGACGAGCCUAGCAGCGAUAUCGUGAGCUCCGAAAUAUGGCCAUCUUUGCGAGAGUUGUCUCUAUCUCGCGUAACUGAUGAGGUGUUGCGAAGCGACCCUGCGGAAGCGUCAUGGGUGCAGCAUGCCGAGCAGCUCCCGGACUUCCUCCCAGCGCUUCGAACCAAGAUCUACGAAAACCCUUCGAUGGUGCCUGUGGUCCACCGGAAGAGCAUUUUGACUGAAGCCUUCGCUCUCUGCGACAAAGUCGACCUCUCACCAUUCAAGGACCUUCGAUGGAUACCAGUCCUGGGCGAAGCCUUCAUAUGCUUGACGGUCACUCAGGCCUUGUCAACCACGGAUAACCGCAUCGUGCCGAUCCCAGCCGACAGCUACAUUGGGUGGAAAAACUACUUCAGCUCCAGCAUGAACACCGCUCCGUACAUCCGUACCACGGCUUCCGGUGCUUGGAUAUUGUACGUCUUUCACGAGACUGUCGGGAAUGCCGGAACCAGCGCGACACCCGAGGACGUCCGCUCUGCCUUCGUUACCACCGCUGACGACGGGACCGUUCUUGCUGCCAGCGCUGAUGACUUCUUCGGUGCCGUCGGCUCGUCACCGUCUCCUGAGCAAGGAAGGAUCUUGGCGGCCGAAUACAAGCAGAAUCUGACUAAAUUCCGUGCCUGGCAAGGCAUUGACCGCAGUGUCGGCUAUCGAGGGAUCUGGGCCAAGGUCGACGUUUCGAGUGCGAGUCAAGAAGAGGCGGAAGAAGCAGUCAUGCUCGCGAAAAAGUACAACUCGGAGAUCAGGAGGGAUAUCAAAAGGUUCAGUGACGAGGCUAUCGCAGAGUGGCUGACGCCAGAUGCACUGUAG